UUAGAUUUAGAGGUAUAAAAACCGAUCACGGUUCUGCAGUUCGGUACAGUCAGUGCUUCUAACGCAGUUGGAGAGCUUCUUCUCUUGCAAACAACAUUCACAUUCGUUCUGUCGCAAACAAACUAACCAUUGCCAUCAUGAAACUGUUCGUCGCCAUCGCUUUUGCCCUGUUGGCCGUUGUCGUCGCCCAGGAGCAGUACACCACCAAGUACGACGGUAUCGAUCUGGAUGAGAUCCUCAAGUCGGACCGUCUGUUCAACAACUACUACAAGUGCCUGAUGGAUGAGGGCCGCUGCACUCCCGACGGUAACGAGCUGAAGAAGAUCCUGCCGGAAGCCCUGCAGACCAACUGUGAAAAGUGUAGCGAGAAGCAGCGCAGCGGUGCGAUCAAGGUGAUCAACUACGUGAUCGAGAACCGCAAGGAUCAGUGGGAUGCUCUGCAGAAGAAGUACGAUCCGGAGAACUUGUACAUCGAGAAGUACCGCGAGGAGGCCAAGAAGGAGGGCAUCAAGCUGGAAUAAGCCUCGUGCACGGAUAGUGCGGCCGAGUGAUCCGUCGCUCUGUGAUAUUGUUUGUUGAUGUUAUCUCAAAAAUAAAAUGUGAUAGACCUUUUGAACUAAAACAAA
Molecule: messenger RNA, 626 nt
Organism: Anopheles funestus (African malaria mosquito)
Lineage: Eukaryota; Metazoa; Arthropoda; Insecta; Diptera; Culicidae
Product: ejaculatory bulb-specific protein 3-like
Exons: 2
Coding region: 138-521 (127 amino acids)
Source: RefSeq, a predicted model, not a curated record